Pelagomonas calceolata is the source of this 1304-nucleotide messenger RNA. Lineage: Eukaryota; Pelagophyceae; Pelagomonadales; Pelagomonadaceae. The record is from the annotation of a GenBank genome assembly.
GAGAGAUUAGCGCGCGCCUCCUAAUCUCGGGCCGCAUCCAGCGAGAGGCAGCCCAAACGCAGCUCCACGCGUGCUCUCGCUCCCGCCGCAGCAGCACCCGAGCCUUUGUCGUUGCUCCGCAAGCCCCGGGGCAGCCCCUUGCAAGCAUGGGCGGCCCCAUACGAAAGCCCUCGGCGGCCAUGGACGGCAAGCGCGUGGCCAUGGACCCGAGCAUUUUGGACGCCUACGUCGAGAACCGGCCCUGGAACUCAAUGACCGGUGGUUCAGUCGCGAGCGGCGGCGCGAGCCUGCGCCAGGGCACGUUCGCCAGCUGGGACGGCCUGUCAGUCGACCCAAGACCGUUUUCACGCUUGGACACCAAACCAUUACCAGGAGUAGCGAACCCCUACGCCGCGUCGCAAGGCAUGGCCGGUUUUGCGUGCUUCGAGGUCGGCCCGGCGAAGGAGGGCGGGGCUCUGUGCCACCAGAAGCCGCCGCCCCACGCCGAAGCCGAGGUGCCUCUCACGGUGGAGCAGCAGCUCUCGCAACGUUUACCGGGCAACGGUGACGCCCUCGUCCAGGACGCCCCGACGUUCGUCAACAUGUUUGCCAGAGCCGAGGAAGUUGUGAAAACGGACACUCCGGCUGCCUAUAAAGCUGCGCAGCUCUCCAUGCAGAAAGGGGCGCUCAUCACACCUGCUCAGCGUAGAGCUGCGUUGGAUUUUCAAAUAAAAAAUGAAAGAGCUCGAGCCACCGUGAAGCGGGGCGAAUUGCAAGCGAGAAGGCUGCACCAUUUGUUGCGGGACCGGCACCCGCAGGGAGCUUUAAACGUCGAUAGCACGGCGAACCCCGACUCCUACGUUUAUGGGGAGGCGGCUCGGGAAAUCCGGCGGAGGGACGCGAACCACAAAGCGAGUUGCGACGCGAGACGCGCGAAUCUCACGAAACUCUUAUGUGGAGAAACGACGCACGGCUACGACCCCUUCCAGCACGACGAAAGUCUCAAACAAGAAAUGAACCGGUUCCUGCAGGCCAAGACGUUUGGCAAGUGCCGGCCGAGUCACUCGACCCAUGAAAGGUUGUUCACCAAACACGAAAAACCGCGAAAGGACGUCCGCGAGCAGUUCAUCCGCGACCGCGAGCUCGAAGGCAGGCCCUACGACAUCGUGGGGCACUACACCAUCGAACGGCUGCCUUCUCAUGUUCCUCAAAGAGUCAAUACUCAAUUAGCGCAUCCUUCGCAGAACGGCAAGGAGGGCCGGUGCACGCAGGGAAGUUUGGGGCGGACGCCGUGCCUGCUCUAGAGUAAGUAUUAUACCCCGGCG